This is a messenger RNA of Hydractinia symbiolongicarpus, 1753 nucleotides long. RefSeq names its product dual adapter for phosphotyrosine and 3-phosphotyrosine and 3-phosphoinositide-like. NCBI's taxonomy places the organism in Eukaryota, Metazoa, Cnidaria, Hydrozoa, Anthoathecata, Hydractiniidae. The record is from RefSeq and is a predicted model, not a curated record. The coding region runs from base 399 to 1208 and encodes 269 amino acids. The transcript has 9 exons.
UAAAGAUGCUAGUUGAAGGUGUUGAUGUAAUUUUAAAAUAACAUUACAUUUAGAAAAGUUUUCAUUUAAAAGAAUUGCCUAAUCUUACUAACCGACUGUCAUCUUUGUGAAAACUAAAACUAAAAAAAAUUUACACUACAGAUUUUUGAUAGUUCGAUCACUUAGUAUAUUUAUGAUUUUUUCUUUAGCUGAAACUUGAUUUGUUGUAUUUGGUUGUAAAACGUUAUCAUACGCAGGAUAAACAUGAGCAUGUGUUGUUAUGAAAAUUCUAAAAUCAGUUGUAUGAGUCGUAAACAACUUCAUAAGCGGACGACCUAUUAACUGUAGUUUUACCUAUAACAGCCAGCAAGCAAUUAAAACUAAAAACAUGACAUUUUGUUUCACAGUAACACAAUAUAAUGGUGUGUAUCAUGAAACAAGGAGGAAGAAAUUACGAACAUUGUUAUAUAUCUGAAGUCAGUAAUAAAGAGCAUGCAAGAACAGUGUCCUCUUUGGAAGAUGUGAGUUGGUACCACGGAGACAUAACUAGACAUGUUGCUGAAACAUUAUUACUGGGGAAUGGUAUAGAAGGAACGUAUUUACUUCGUUUAAGUAAAAAACAAUCAGGAUAUGCUGUUUCAGUUAGGUGUCACGACUCCAUCCGCCAUUAUGUUGUGCAACACGACAAAGUAGCAGAUAUUUAUGUGUUUGGAAUUGCAACGUUCUAUUCACUGCAGGAGCUUCUUGAUCAUUUUGCUUCGAUACCUGUUGUUAGCAAUGAGACAGAUGUUCCAGUUGUAUUACGUCAUCCUUAUCAUAAGAACGUGAAUGAACCUCACUCUUACUCUGAUGUUUCGCGACAUGGUGAAAUCGGGAAUGAUGUCAAUUUAGGUUCAGAAAGCACGCCAGACCUUAGUGUUGCUACGAAGGAAGGUUUUCUUAUCAAACGUGGUGGCAUACAUAAGAACUGGAAAAAACGUUGGUUUACUAUUCAGAAAAAUGAGCUCAAAUAUUUUGAUAACAGAAAGUCCUUAAAGCCAAUCAAGUCACUUGAUUUGAAAGAAGCCAUUGAAGUCGCUGAAGAUUAUUGUGAUAAUAGAAAAAAUUGUUUUCGAUUAAGGUUUCCAACAAGAACGUAUUAUCUUGUGGCUGAAACUCCUGCAGAUGUUAAAUCAUGGAUCGACUUCUUUCAGUGGAAAAUUGAUUAUUACAACAACCAAGCACCUUGAAAUUAAACUGGUGAACACUCCUCAUAUGAUUAUUUAUAUCUAUUUAAUGAUAUUCUAACUUUAAAUAGGUCAAUUCCAAACCCCGUUCUUUCACUGUUUGCAUUGCUUCUAGGGUAGCUAACAACCUGAAACAUGAGAAACCUGGGAAAGUCAGGAAAUUUUGAAAUUACAUCUAAAUGUCAGGAAAUUUUGUUGCAUAAUAUUUAACCCUCAAUUAUAUGAGUGCAUGGAAAAUUUGGUUUAUUUGGUGUUUAGUAGGAAAAUUUGGUCAAUUUUAAAUAGAAAUUUCAGAACUUUUAUUUGGGUAACGGAAAUUGGCUGUCCUUAUAAUUAUCCUUAUAAUUUUUAUCAAUACUCUGGUGAUCUCCCUUUUCUGCGGCGUAUUAUUUCUUCCAAUACAAUGUAAAUAUGAAUUAUAUUUUUAUGUGAUUUUGUAGCCAUUUGUUUUGUAGAUAGUUUUUAAAUAUAUUUUGUAAAUUUUGCUUUGAUGGUUUCUUUUUUAAAGUGUUUUUCAUGGAUAAAAAAUAGGCGAUAAUUAGAUUUCA